UGAAAAUGCACCUUCCUGGGGGAAUGAGACGAGCGACGAACGUGUUGUUUAUAUGGAGUCCUUGAUUGCCGAGAACCAUCAGUUCCACCUUUUCGACUGGCCGGGGGGUGAUACAUCCAACCCUGAAUUCAUCUUCAAACCUGCAGUCCCAACCGUGCACAGGAAACAUACGGUCCCAAAGAAACAGCCUCUCAAAGUCAACAAAACUCCCAAGAAACGAGCCUCAUCAGCUCGCAAACAAAAGCAGAUAUCAAAUUACUUCAAACCCAAUGUUGGUGACGCUCCUCAUACCAACGAGUGGUUAGAAGCCAAAAUCAAAGAACACGACAUUGCGAUCGCUCAGCUGCAGUCAGACAAUCGUCGCCAUAGGAGAAAGCUCUUUCGGACCCACAAAAAACAAAGCUGUAAGCUGACCUCAGUGACCCCUAAGCUCCGCAAACAAAAACCAAAAAAACCCUCCAAGAAUAUCACCCUGGAGGAGAUAAACACACGAACAUUACGAACAUCUCCCC
This is a messenger RNA of Brassica oleracea var. oleracea, 512 nucleotides long. RefSeq lists its product as uncharacterized. The transcript has 2 exons. The record is from RefSeq and is a predicted model, not a curated record. The annotation marks the transcript as partial. NCBI's taxonomy places the organism in Eukaryota, Viridiplantae, Streptophyta, Magnoliopsida, Brassicales, Brassicaceae.